GUAUUGGCAGGUUUUCUGAAAGUAUUUUGGAGUACAUUGCUAAUGUUGAGAAUGCACCAUACCAAGACAUUACUAUAGACAGAUUCUUUGGUGAGAUCUACUCGGCAUAUGAUGUGCUGUUCAAUGUUUGGCUUAAGUCAAAUGAACCAAAGAUUCGUACAGCAGUAAUAACUGCUAUUGGUCACAUGACCCACAUCAUGUCACAUGACAAGUUAGAGGAACAGUUGCCAAAGCUAUUACCAGGCAUUACCAAUCUGUACAAGAAACAUAGUGACCAUUAUUUCAUUACUCAGGGAUUGUGUUCUGUCCUUGAUGCAGCCUGCAGUGAAGGUAGUGCUAUUCUUGCACCUCAUCUUGAUGCUCUACUGAACGGCUUACACACCAUGGCUUGCAGUACUCCAGACUAUAACAACCCAGGAACAAUCAAAAACCAUAAUGAACUACUUAGGUGUUUUUCUGUAUUAACUCGUAAUUACUCUGACCGUGUCUUAGCUUUUCUCCUGGCCAAGCUUGAAGCUAAUAAUGAGAAAAUUAGGAUUGGAACCCUUCUUAUCAUGAAACAUCUAAUCAACAGUUCUGGUACGUAUCUUGAAAAUAAGGAGGAUUUGAUUGUAUCAGGGGUGCAGAUUCUGUUGGCAGACCACAACCUAAAGGUUCAGAGAGCUUUUGCGCAGGCCAUCACUGCCAUGGCACACCACAGGUACCUGGAGUUAGAAGGAGGAAACAAACUAUUGGAGUUUAUCAUCAGACAGUGUGCUCGUCCUGACGACAAUGAUGAGAAACGUCGUCCUACAGACCCAGACCCAGUCUCCUCACGAUCUUUACGUUUGAUGUGCUCAAAUAUCCUUCACUUACUCACGACUACAGUCGAUGUCAUGGAAGGGGUCCUUUGGCCCAGCCUUCUCGAGUUCUUGGUCCCAGAGCCUUUCACUAAUGCUGUGUCCGUACUAUGUAAGAGCCUGUGUUAUAUUGCUGCAAAGAAAAGAGAACAGGAGGGGGAUGACUACAACAUUGAUUUUGAAAACCAAACAAAUGUUCCUAAACCACCAGCAAUAAUUGCACGAUUGAUGAUCAUGUGUGGUCACCCUUUGGAAGGAGGUGGGCGUGGCAUUCACGUGCUCAAGCUGUUGAUGGCUUUGGCACCCAUUUUACAGAAAGAUUUGGUGGAAAUGUGGGAUACAGUGAUCCCUAAGCUUCUACAGUACCUUGAAGAAAACUCCGAAUCGCCUGAAAGUUGGAAUCAGAAAGCUUGGGAAGAUUUGGCAUUAAAGCUUUUGUCUAAAAGUCUUGAUGAAGUGGAGUCUGAGGAAUGGGCAUGCGCAGUUGGUACAGAAAUUGGCAACCAGGUUGUCUUGUACAAUAAUCUACCACACAACAAGAAUUUCUCGUACAAAUGUCUUGGCAUCGUCUUACGCAAAGUAAAGAACAAAGAAUUUCUGCAGACACAGCUGAACUUGAUGUUUACUACCAUAAAACACGCAAGUCAGGUGGAGAGAGAGGGUUGUGCGAUUGGAGUAGGUUUCUGUGCUGCCACCAAUCUGGACUCGGUGUUGAUCAAGCUAGAGCAUGUGUCCAAGACAGAUAUGGUUCGCAAAUCUGGAGGAAUCCUGGGAUUUAUGAAGGAUAAAACAGACAUAAACGUAGAGCGUGUGAAGAGUACAGUGAUGUUGUGCUAUGGCUAUGCAACGCUGUAUGGUCCCCCCAGCUUGAUUACAUCCCGUUUAGAAGCCAACAUAUUCAGAGUUAUGAUCAAGCAUUUUGGCAAUGUUAAGGAUACCAGUGUAAAGCAGAACCUAAUACGAGCCGUGGAACUUAUUGGGAAGGCCUUAGACCCCAGUCGACUACAGCAAGCUGACUUUGUCUUCAGUAGGCGGGCUGAGCUUGUCAAUCAUAUGUUGGCAUACAUCAAAGCAGAACCAGCUACACACAUCACAACCGAGACACGAGCCCUGGCUAUGGAUGCGUGUGCAAGCCUAGUUAAGCUCAAUCCUCGUAUGACAGAUGCUGAAGUGUUCGACAUGGUCAAGACUAGUGGUGACUUCGUGUUCCCGAUCGUCCUGGAUCAGCCGUCAUCACCGGCUACGAAACAGAAGGUCGAAGAUAUUCAGCAUGACAAGGAACCCAGUGAACUUCUGUCACAAGCUCUGAAAAGUCUUGAUAAUCUGAUGAAGGAGAUUUUACUAAGAGACCCAGUGCCGCAAACAUUUAUUAAUAUAUUCAAGCAUAUCGAGAGUCCAUGGUUAAACUCGAUACAGGAUCACGAAAGAGAACGAGCCAUGACAUGCACCUUCCACUUGGUCGAAGUGUUUAAAGAGGGAAUGAUGGUUUCUGCUGACGGGAAAACCACAUCGUUUAGUGACGUUGGUCUUGUGAUAGCCCGCGUGGUACCUCGCUGUACCGACCCCUUGGUUCCCGUCAGACAAACUGCCAUUGACACCACACAAGCAGUUUUGAGGAUUUCUGCGAGAUACCAGGGGUAUUCUAUGGACAGUAAAGACGAACUAAUCGACGCACUGUCCAUUCUCAAGCAAAGGGUGCUAGAGGAUGACGCUAAUGUGCUUUUCAGCGUUGCAAGUGACUUGUCGAARGUUAUUGCUAAAAAGCUCCUGAGUGAUCAUCUAUCCGGGUUUGUCUUCGCAUUAAUGGAUGGUCUAUCAGACAGCCAAUCACAUAGCUCUAGUGGAGCAUGCGUGGUUCUUAAUAGUAUUAUCAGAAUACGAGGACAAGAAUUAAGAAAAGAGGUUACUCGCCUAGUGAUUGGUCUGCAUGAGAAGCUCUGUAUCAUAUAUCACGCACAAACUCGUACCGGAACUCUCCGCUCUAUGAGAACUUUAGCUUCACAUCAUCUUGCUCCUGUCAUAACUGCUUUGCUGGAUUUCCCCCUACCUCUUGAUCACCACGUAGUUGAAAUAUGGAAGACCCUUGCAGGAGACCCAAGCCUUGCCCUAAGCAUCUUUGACUACAUGAUGGACAUGCUGGUCAGGACUUUGCCGUACAACGAAAAACCAAACCCAAAGAACAAGAAAGAAAUGAUAAGAAUAGCAGCUUUACAACCAGUUGCUAUCACAUGUGGGCUAAGCGAAAUGUUUCAAGCAGAAGAGACAACAGAGCUCGCUAUUGAACACUUUCACCGAUUGUUUUCCAUGGCUGUUCUGAGACUGGGAACAUGUGUUGAUCUCCAUCCACCAGAACCAUCUGCAAAGGAUAAAAAAGACAAGACAAAACAUCCCAACAUCAGUCCCCUUAGCACUGCGCUUGAAUUAAUCAAAUCAUUGCUGAUACGAUGCCAGUAUGAAAAACUUCUGGAAUUUAUUGAAAAAGAAAACGUGUGGAAGUGCUUUAACGAGGAGAAAAAGUUUCCCGAGGGGGUGACCCUUCUUGCUCGUGGUAUUUGUGCUACGACACCGCAACACGUUGCAAAAGUAGCCACCACCUUACAGUCUUCAUUCUGUAGCAUGUACGAUGCUCAGAGGAUCGUUAUUUCUGCUUUUUUCUCUGAGUUGAUUGAUCAGCGAUGCGGAGGUAACGUGGAACUAGUGGAUGUACUCUUGGCUAGUCUCCUUGGACGGCUUGUCGACACAUCUCAAGUAGUUCGUCAAUAUUGUAUUCGAGGUCUUGGUAAUGUGUCCAGUGCUGGAGACAACAAGGUUGAGCAGCAUUCCACAACAAUACUGUCCGCCAUGAUGGCAGGAAUGGACGACAAAGAUGACCCUGAAGAUGAAAUCACCCUGGAAUCAAUGUCUGGUCUGUCUAAAGUACUGGCCAAGCUAGAUGAGAACAAUGUCAGACAGAUCCUCAUUAAUAUAUGUCUGCGUGUCAGGCCUUGCUUUGAGAAGGAUAAAGCAGCAGUGCGAGCAGCAGCAUUCAUCUUGUUUGGCAAGCUGGCCCGGUUUGGUGAUGGUCCAUCAAAGACCCCAUUUCUAGAACAGAUCCACACCAACUUCAUUAGCGUCUUGCUGCAUCUGAACGAAGAAAAAGAAGUUGCUAAGGGAUGCAAGGAAUGCCUGCGGUCUAUUGGCCCGUUGAUGGGGUCAGAACAAAUCAACGCCAUGUUCCAGAAGCAUCUGAUAGAAGAGGGAAAUCUUCACUAUGGGGAGUUCACAAACGAUCUCUCUCGACUGAUAAUCGCUGAUUUUCCUGACAAAGUGAACUUCUACGUUAUGGGCUGUGUGUCCUUCUUCAAGAGUAGCAGAGAUGAUAUCAAAGCUAGCGCUGCUAUCUUCGUAGGUUUUCUUCUCGGCAACCUCCCAGUGGAUAACCGAGAUGAUAUAUCAAAAGACCACGUUUGUGGAGCCCUUGUAAUGUUACUAAAGGAUCCCUCGACCAAGGUUCGCUGUAAAGCCGCUGAAGCUAUGAGCCUGCUGUACGAUUACUAACCAAAGAGAAUGGCGCACUCUUUCACGUGAUCGAUGAUUAUACAUAUAUCUGUGAUAGAAUUUGGGCUAUAGGCACGUGAAAUCUAGUCAAAUUCAGCGGGGGAGGGGUGGGUUAGAACUAAAAAUUCACAUCAAAAAUCGCCAAUGAACGAAUGAAAAAUAAGAUAAAUGAAUAUGGAAUAGAAAAUAGUAGACUUUGCAAAUUAAUCAUGGAUGGAGAUAAUGAACAAAGGAAUUAUUCGUUUGCACGUUACGUCAUCGCGGCCAUGUUGGUACAUUUAACAAAAGAUUUCUCAUUAGCAUCCAUUGUUAACGAUACCACAAUGGCCGCCAUGUUUUUGUCUUUUAACUCUCUUGGGAAUGCUUGCAACCCAUCAAUAACUAUACUGGCGGAUCGGGUGAUAAUUGGCGAGAGGAUAAGAAUUGGUCCAAAAAGCCAGUUGGCCGAAAGCGAAGCACGUCGGAAUGUAGUUCAAUUUAGUAGGGCAAAACAAUAGGUUUUCAAUUCUCAUGAGCCUUGAAAUACUUUUGUUUUGUCCUCCAAAUUGAGCUGCUUUGACGUCACAUCAAGGGACUAAUGCUUCACUGACAAACAGUGUUGUUGUUGCGUUGUGUGUGCGUGCGUGCGGGCCAUUCAUUUACCACAAGCCAAUAUUUAUGCUUAAACCAUAACGCCUAAGCAAAAGAAAUCGCAAAGUUGAAUAUUCAACCUAGAAAUACAAUCACAAACCGCAACAACGUUCAAACCUCACAAGUUAAAAUUUUCCGUCAUGUUAAUUUUCUGAUCACCCUUUUUCGCCAUUAGCCUGAGAAAACAGAAGUUCUUUCGCUCCCCCGUAUUCCAGCGAAAGUAAUUUCGAGGUAAUUUCUGUUUUCUUGGACUAUUUCUCCAUCUAAACGUAAAGAAUUUAAGAGUGCAAGUAUCAUGCUAAUUAUAAAAACCCUUUGAGAAGGUCUCUAAAAUAUAUCUUUUAACCUAAAUUCUAUUACUAGAGUGCAAACAAUAUAACCGUGAAACUUUAGUAAUACUAAAUAGCACAAUUUCAUGCAAAUUCCAUUGUUUUAUAUUGUUUAAUUAGCACUAAUUUGUACUAUUUAGUAAUUAGUGUUUCACGGAUUAAUUGUUUGCACUCUAAUUAAUAAUAGAUUACUAAUGAUUAUAAGUUGUUCAGUACCCACGUUUUUUAAGGGAAUUUAUCAAAAAAAGAAAUUACAAAUUUAGGAAUGCAAGGGAAACAAAUGAAUAAAAACAAAAGAAUAAUUCCAAUUACUCCCAUUUCUCCUUUAAUUUUUUCCGCUCUUUAUGGGCUAUAUUAAUUCGCCCAUAAAUGUAAGCACUUUUGCCUUUUACAUUUUGCAUACACUUAUUUCAAUAAAGUUAGUCACCUGAAAAGGUAUAAAGCUGAGGCCGACAAGGAUUAUGGGUAGAUUCAUCUUACACGUUCAACCGCUUGAUAACUGUUCAUGGACUUGCAAACCUUUUAGCGGUUACAGUCUCGCCUCUUCUGAGCAUCAUCGAGCUGCGGUUUGUAUUAAAAAAGCUUUGUAUAUAUAUGCUUUUUUAAUAUGAAAAAUUUCCCAUGAUGCUCAGUGAUCUCAGCUUUCUAGGUUUUUGAUGACUAACUUUAUUGAAAUAAGUGCAUAUUAGUUUUUUCUACGAGCCAAAUCGAGAGUCAAAAACAAGUUUGUGCUUUACUCAAAAUCGAUCACUCAGUAUUUGUUGAUUCUAUCAUAUUUUGUUGUCCAAUAUCCUAGUUUUUCGUGUUGGUUUACGCUUUUCUGGUUCUCAUCGAUCGGGAUCGCAUAUAAUUCUAGUUCAACUGAUUUCAAUGUUUCUUGUUUAUCAUUGCCUUAGAAACAUCGACUCCGCAUCAAUGUUAAGGCAGUCUUACUUUCCUUGCAAAAAAAAAGAGACGCUUGAAGAAGUAAUAACUUGCCAUUUCAUUUCACCUGUCAACAUAACACUAAACGAAAAAAAUAUUAUUAAUACUGCAUUGUUUUCCUAUCUAUUGUACUUUCCAAAUAACAUAUUAAAAAAGCUUUAUGAAUAUAA
Molecule: messenger RNA, 6429 nt
Organism: Actinia tenebrosa (Australian red waratah sea anemone)
Lineage: Eukaryota; Metazoa; Cnidaria; Anthozoa; Actiniaria; Actiniidae
Product: maestro heat-like repeat-containing protein family member 1
Cellular component (GO): cytoplasm
Source: RefSeq, a predicted model, not a curated record